This is a messenger RNA of Psilocybe cubensis, 891 nucleotides long. RefSeq lists its product as uncharacterized. The record is from RefSeq and is a predicted model, not a curated record. Lineage: Eukaryota; Fungi; Basidiomycota; Agaricomycetes; Agaricales; Agrocybaceae. Gene Ontology annotation, cellular component: intracellular anatomical structure. Gene Ontology annotation, molecular function: oxidoreductase activity, acting on NAD(P)H, oxygen as acceptor. Bases 1 to 891 code for a protein of 296 amino acids. The transcript is spliced from 5 exons.
AUGGCCAACACAUCUUCUGCAUCAGCUGCACCUUCUGGUGUUGCCUUUGCCCUUGCCAACGGUUCUCCUGUCCGCUCAGCGAUGUCCAUCUUCAACCUUCUUGGACGCGUCGCGAUAGUCACAGGAGGUCACCGAGGUAUCGGUCUCGAAAUUGCACUCGCUCUCACAGAAGCCGGAGCCGUUGUCUACUGCCUCGACCUGGCACCCCAGCCCGACCAGGACUGGCUCAAAGUCAAGAACUUUGCUGCUGGGCUUCCCAACCUCGUAGCCCAAGGUGAAGUUCAGAAGGGCAGGCUCGAAUAUAUGUCCUGCGACGUGACGAAACAAAAGGAGACGUGGGAUUUGGUUGAAAUGAUUGCGGAUAAGGAGGGUAGGAUAGAUAUCUGCUUCGCUAACGCUGGUAUGCUGUCGGGUGCAGAGGCUCUAGAUUAUCCUGCUGCAGAUUUCCAGAAGAUUCUGGAUGUCAACAUCAAUGGCGUCUUGUACACCGCACAAGCUGCUGGUCGGCAGAUGGUGAAACGAGACAUGGCUGGGAGUAUUAUCUUGACUGGUAGUAUCAGCGCAAGCGUUGCGAACAAGGGAAUGCACUGGACAGCUUAUAAUACUAGCAAGGCAGCAGUUGUCCAGAUGGCGCGUUCAUUGGCUUGUGAACUGGGGUCGAAGAAAAUUCGCGUCAACACCAUCAGUCCAGGUUAUAUAUACACCGACAUGACGAAGGCCUUCCUUGAUGAUAAGCCUCAACUUUUGAAAGAGUGGAGCUCUCAUAACCCUCUCGGUCGUCUCGGUUCACCUGAUGAACUUCGAGGAGUGGCUCUUUUCCUAGCCAGCGAUGCUUCAACCUUCUGUACCGGGUCAGACCUGAUUAUCGAUGGUGGGCACUGCGCAUGGUAG